AUGGACUCAGACGCCACGCCCAGCUGCGCCAUCUGCGGCAGCCCGGCUCCUCGCGGCCAGGAAUGCCCUUGCGAGGCUGAGCGCCUCGAGCUCGCCGUCAAGCAGGCCGAGUCGCGUGCCAUGGAUGCGCGUCUCCACGAGAUCAGAGAUUGGGUCAUCACACAUGCCCGAGCCCACAUUCUCCAACUGUUCGAGCGCCUGAGUUCCGCCCGAAGGGUCGCCCAUACCGCCUAUCUGUCGUCCUUGCCCUUCUACUCCAUAUAUGUUCAAUACGGAGGCCAGCCACCGCUGCAUCCAACCGCCCUCCAUCAGCUGCAGGCCCAGAUCGCCGAAGCUCAUGCUGAGUUGAAACGCGGUGUUGAUGCUGACUGGCGUGCCUCGGUGCUGCGCUAUCCCGAAAUCCUCGAUUACUUUUACGGUCUUGUCGAUCUACAUCUGCCCAGCGAGAGAGACCCAGCUGUCGCCCGCCCCCCAUUCGCCCAAGCAGGCUAUGCCGACCAAGGCUUCGAGGGCGGGAGACGCGAAAAGGGCACGAAAAAGGGCCGGAGCGGAGUUGAGGCCCCGCCCGCACCAAUGACGCCCCUUGAGUGGCCGGGUGCGCGCCGAAAAGAGCCAGGUGGUUACAUGGCGGGUAUGGGAAGGCAGCGGGGCCCUCCGGUGGCGCCUACUCCGCCGAUUAUUCGGCCACCACAAUACCCUUCUCUACAUGACGACCGCACUUACUUCCGGUGA
Messenger RNA from Diplodia corticola, 732 nucleotides. RefSeq names its product serine threonine protein phosphatase. The coding region runs from base 1 to 732 and encodes 243 amino acids. The record is from RefSeq and is a predicted model, not a curated record. NCBI's taxonomy places the organism in Eukaryota, Fungi, Ascomycota, Dothideomycetes, Botryosphaeriales, Botryosphaeriaceae. The transcript has 2 exons.